Macrobrachium nipponense is the source of this 5221-nucleotide messenger RNA. RefSeq lists its product as uncharacterized. The transcript has 6 exons. Bases 1597 to 4260 code for a protein of 887 amino acids. Gene Ontology annotation, molecular function: DNA binding. NCBI's taxonomy places the organism in Eukaryota, Metazoa, Arthropoda, Malacostraca, Decapoda, Palaemonidae. Gene Ontology annotation, biological process: DNA transposition; DNA integration. The record is from RefSeq and is a predicted model, not a curated record.
UAUGUAAAAUAUUGAUGUUUUACUAUUUAUUUAAAUAAUUAUCUAGUGCACGCUUCGUCGUCGUCUUCUACCAAAACAGUUGUUUCGUUAAAAAGGUCGUGGUUAGGGACCAUGUUCCAAUUGUUGUGAUGAAAGUGCCCCAGCAUCUAUGGGUACGUACAAGUGGUGUGCGGAUUUAUCACAGGAAAUGGGAAGUUUGUUGACACAAGCGACUCCACAAACAUCGAGAUGGCGUCAAUCUUCUAAGAUAUUUAAGCGUAAGUAAAAAUUCAAAAGCGUUUUGGUGAGAUUUGCACUGCGUUGGACACCCUUUUCACUACCCUCUGUUUAAUGCUUUAAAUUUGGCCUUAAUUUCUAACUUUGAAGAAAAUACUUACUUCGAAUGGAGAGUAGAGGUCUUUAGCUCUCUCUCACCAACAAGAAGUCACGACUGAUGCCCAUCUCUGGUGUCAGGACGCGUUAUAAGUACUAAUGGAAUGCUUGCUGCUGUCAAAGUAGUUGGAGAAAAUCUCAAAUUCCUUUGUACAGAAAACAAGUUUGGCUCUCCCUCACAACUGCAAGAUUCCAAAGAGGCUUCUUGAUGUUCUCAGGAAUAUACUCCCAGUUGUGCAGAGGAGUAAUACAGAGUAAAGUUCUUCAAAGUUAUUGACAGUGCCUCAGAGUAUUUCACUUAUUUCACUGCAUCUGAUCUCACCAUGUACUGCGACUUAAGUGGAAGUGCUCUUUUAAUUAGAUCAUUCAAAGAGUUGGUAAAAAAAUAUCCGGGACUUCCCCCAUUCUUUUUAGCAAGAAACCGAUUUAUUCCAUAAUCAGUUCAGUGGUGCAUCUGUUCAGGACUGUCAAAAGGCAUUUUCAAAUAUGGUGCCAGAAGUUCGAACAAUGUUCCCACAGGUUGAAUGCGCUCUCUCUCUCUCUCUCUCUCUCUCUCUCUCUCUCUCUCUCUCUCUCUCUCUCUCUCUCUCUCUCUCUCUCUCUCUCUCUCUCUCCAAAAACAGCUUAACUAACUUAUGAUCUGUUGUGCUUGCUGCACUUGCCCCUUAAGACAUGGCUAAUAAAUUUGUAAACAAGUGCCAUAUAUUUUUUGGAUGUAUAUCUCGAGGUAAGCACUUUCUUUAUGAAUUGCAUAAAUUAUUUAAUCCUCGAAGGGAUGGAUGCCCGCAAGUAGAUUGCCUCCAGGCAUUUCUAUCCUUCACGACUACUUCUCUUAUCCAAUUAUGUUAUUGUUUGCAAAAUUUUUGUUUCAUAUAUUUUAACAAUCAAUUCAUUCAGUAUUGUCCCCUACUAUGCUGUCUCUUUUUUGUUUUGUUUUCAGCCUUACAUGUGAUAUCUACAGUCAGCGCCCCUCGUGAUUUCACACCCUCCCUCGGGAAAUCACAGCUGUCGUUUUUGGGAGUGGUCUUGAAAUAGAGCGAAAAAAUCGACCGAGAGAAAUUGACUAUAUGGCACCUCAAAGCUUAAUGUUUCCACUAAUCGGGGAAACUCAUGAUUUAUGAUCCAGUUAUGAUCAGUUGCCUUCUGACCUUUGUUGGGGAGUGUCGCACGUCUGAGGGGGCUCUGUAGAGAUCGCUAUUUCGCCCUAGUUAUUUUUUUGUAACCAUGCCUGGGGGCCAUACUAGUCGUGAUAACAUAAUAAGAAUCAUUGAGUGUUAUAAGGUUGGCCUUAGUUCAAGUGAAAUAAGUGCUCAAGUGAAUGUACAGAAGCGUACAGUGUGUAAUAUUAUUGCCAAAUACAAAGCUGGUGGGGAGAAGGAAAUUCCUGUACACAAACAUGGUGGCGGUGUUCCCAAGAAGCAGUCCCCACGUGCCUUACGUUUCAUUAAAAACAAACUUGAAGCUAAUCCCAUAUUAACAGCUAAGCAGUUGAAGGAAAACUACCCAAAAGUGCUUGGUGAAACGAGUGUUAGGACACUUCAGAAACGUAUAAGUGGAGAUUUAGGAUUUAAGAAAGUGAAAGCAAAGAAGAAACCACUCAUCACAGAGAAACAAAGGAAGGCAAGGGUGGUUUUUUGUAAGAAGGUUAGGGAGUGGCCGCUAGAGAGGGUACGAAAGAUCCUUUUCACAGACAAGGCUACAUUCUACAUUUCUGACCCCGCAGGGCAAAAGGUCUGGGUCAAGAAGGGUGGCGAUCCUUCUCACCCCAAAGCCACUGCUAAGACGGUCAAGUACCCCGCUUCUUUGAUGGUCUGGGGUGCAUUUGGAUACGGUGGUGUUGCUGAUCUUGUUGUUUUACCAAAGGGACAAACUGUGAAUGCCAACGUGUAUUACGAGAUCCUGAACUUGUACUUGCCCGACGCUUUUGAGAAGACUGGCACUGAAAUCCUGCAACAAGACGGUGCCCCUUGCCACACUGCAAAAAUUAUUAAGCAGUGGUUGGGGGAUUGUGAUGUUAAAUACAUAAAUGACUGGCCUGGCAACUCCCCUGACUUAUCACCCAUUGAAAAUCUUUGGGCCAUAAUAAAAGCCCAACUUCGGAACAAGGACACGUCAACAGUGCCAAAACUUGAGGAGGCCCUGAAGGAGUGCUGGGCUGCCCUUGACCCCCAAAUCUGCCGUAUCCUCAUUGAUAGCAUACCAAAUAGGGUCACAGAAGUUAUCAAGAGGAAAGGACUACCUGCAAAUACUAGAAGAUUAAUUGAUGCUGGAGACUUUGAGCUGGAGCCAGACCAUGAUGAGCAAGAUGAGGAGGAGGAUGAGGAAGAUCCUGACGCACCAGAUCCUGAUUCAGCUCAUGAGAAUGAGCCCAUACUGGAGCUAGAGCCUGAACGUGAGUUUGAGCCUGAGCCAGAGCAUCGUUCAGAACCAGAGUCAAGAGCAAAGUCGACGUCGCCUCCAAGAAAAGAUGAACCUUCUCAGAAAGGGAUGAGCUCUUACUCAUCCCCACAUAAAGAUGACGAUUCUUCGGAAGAAAAGGAUUUUGACUUGAGCCACAGGCAGCAUUCCAGGGACAACACUACAGCCAAAGGUGAUGACAUUGCAGUCAAAGAAGAAGUUGAGGAUGAAUAUUACAAAACGGGUUAUGAAGAUGCACCUAUGCAAGAUAUGUCUGUCAAGGAAGAACUUGGAAAUGGGUAUGAAGGUUCUAUGAAAAUUGAGGAAAUUGAUGUAAAGGAGGAGUUACUGGAACCAAAGCAAGAACUAUCUGAUACAGAAGAUAGACGAGGAGAAAAGAGAAGAGCUCAUUCUCAGUCACGUUCUCCAGAUUCAAAGAAGCAGAGACCAGAAGUGGAAGAAGUGAGAGUAGAAGAUGAACCUGAAUUUGACAAAUCAGCAGUAUUAUUGGAUUGCUAUUUCAGCAUGGCAAAGAAAAAUCUUGGGGAGGAGGAGUAUUCGGAGCUCCUUUUCGUAAGUAGUGAUGAAGAAGAGCCUUCUACAGUAUCUCCUGUGCUUCCUUCAGCGUCUCCUGCGGUUACAGCAGCUGUUUCUGUGCCUGAUAUUAGUCCCGUGGAGAUCAGGAGUAGGAAAAGGAGGAGAGGCCCUCUUUGCCUUGCAGAAGGUGUGGCAUUGAAGAGAUUGCCGGAUGACUCCUACAAGGCUAGGGACAACACGAAAUGGCACUCAGAGCCAAACCCAACAAUGCCACCCAUCCUGGAGAUCGACCAGUUUGACACUGCCGGCCCUACCAUGGCUGUCUUUGGGUGUAGGACUCCUGCUGAAGUCUUUGACAAAUUUUUGCCGAAUACGUUGCUUGCAGAAGUGAUCGUCCACACCAACGACAAGAUCUUCACCCUCAGGAACAAGUUCAAGCGGCAAAACGACCCCACCUUCAAGGACUUGAGCCUCAUGGAGUUACGUGCCUUCCUUGGGAUCCUCAUCAUGACAGGGGCACGGAAGGACAAUCAUCUGACAUCGGAAGAGAUGUUCUCCAAAUCUCUAGGAUGCCCCUUCUACAGGAGCGUCAUGAGUGAGCGCCGCUUCGCCUUUAUUCAGAGGGCCCUACGAUUUGACAGCCUUGCCACAAGGGAGGAGCGUGUGAAGACUGACAAAUUUGCUCCCAUAAGGAGUUUGUGGAACCAGGUCAUUGCAAAUUGCAUUGCAAACUACGAACCCAGUGGGCAACUUACUGUGGAUGAGCAGCUCCUCGGCUUCAGGGGACGGUGCGGUUUCAGGAUGUACAUCCCGAAUAAACCAGCAAAGUAUGGCAUCAAGUUAGUUAUGGCCUGUGAUGCAAAGACGUUCUACAUGUGCAAUGCCAUUCCCUACUUGGCAAGGGGACUACCACUACAAGUACGCCCUUGGGAGAGUACUUUACGUUGGAGGUAACCCGACCCUUCAGGAAGGCUGGGCGUAUUGUUACGACGGACAACUGGUUUACUUCCCUGCCACUAGCCAAGGGUCUCCGUCAAUUUGGGAUGCAUUUAGUUGGCGCUAUUCAUCCCAAACCUUACAUGCCUUCUGUGAUGCUGACAACGCCCCUGGAAUUAGGCGAAUGUGUGGCCUCGUAUAACUACAAGGACAAGGUCACUAUUUUGUGCCAACGUGUAAAUUCCACGAAAAGGAUCCAGAUUCUUUCCACAGUACAUCACAAUCCCACAGUUAUUGAGAACCAGAAAAGUCAAAUUCAUAUGUUUUAUAAUGCCACAAAGGGAGGAGUCGACACCUUCGAUCAGAUAUGUUCUGCCCUGACCUGCAGCAGGAAGACCCGGAGGUGGCCCGCAUGUGUCUUCUAUGGGAUUAUCAAUAUUGUUGUGAAUAAUGCCUUCUUUAUCCACCAAAACUUGCCUGGCAACAAGUUGUACAACAGGAGGCAAUUUUCAUCAGAAUUGGCCAUGGAACUCGGCCGUGAUGCAGCACUUGCUCGACUUGGAAACAACAGGUACCUCCCAAGGGACUUGACUUACCUCAUUUGUUCUGUUUUUGAGGUAAAAGAGCCCAAAGACGAGACUCCAGACACUCCAAAACGAAGUGACAAGCGCAACAGAUGCCCUCUCUGCCCUUCUUCUUCUAAUGCCAGGACCAAGCUUUUGUGUGCUAAGUGCCAUAAGCCUGCGUGUAACUUGCAUGUCAACUUCAUCUGCGACCAGUGCCAACUCACGUAAUCUGGCAGUUUCGCUGAUAUCGGCAAUGUUUUUACAUCAAUGUGUUCAGGAAAUAUUGUAAUUGCAGCACAUAAUUCGUUUUUUGUCCAGUUUUUUAUUUUAAAGUGUACAGUGCCAGUCAUUUAAACAAAAUUGUAUUUUUAUACUUAUUUUCGUAAUCAUGUAAGUACAGUGUCAUUUUCAUA